Cladocopium goreaui is the source of this 1983-nucleotide messenger RNA. Lineage: Eukaryota; Dinophyceae; Suessiales; Symbiodiniaceae. The record is from the annotation of a GenBank genome assembly.
AUGCAGUUCCAAGGUUUUGGCACCUCCAGCGGGGGAAGUGGUAGAGCUGGGGAGGGUCCGCCUGAGCCAAAAGCCCAGCCCAAGAAGAAAGCUGUUCCUGUGUCCAAAAAGUUGAGUUCGAACAUUGCUACAUGUUCACAAAAGUUGACCGAAAUCCUGGGGUGGCAAAGCAAAUUGAAAGACAACACAGCUGGGUUGACUGAUCAAUUGUUGGGUGGCUUCAAGAAGGAGUUGGACGGCCGCUACAAGUCGCUCCAGGAUGCGAGAGUGGAAUUGGAGAGGUUGUAUGGCAAAAGGGUGGAUGAUUCCAAGAUUGAUCUUCCCGAGUUCCAGCAAUUGAAGGAGGAAUGCUUAGCUGGGAUUCGCCAGGACCCGCCGAAGGCCAAAGCCAAGGCGAAGGCCAAGGCCAUUCCCAACAAGCCUGCUGAAGAUGGCAACGGUGGAGAUGGAGCUGGUGCUGCAGUGAGAGAUGAUCGAUCAUCACCCCUGUAUGCCUUCCUACUGAAAGAAGCGGGCCUUGGUGACACUUGUUUCCAAGAGUUCAAACACCAUGGAGUCAAACUUCAAGGGCCUUGUGCUUCUUUGUCAUCAGCUGGGUGCCGUGGAAAGUUCUCUUCGAAUGUUCAGCGGGAUAUUUUGAGGAAGGUGGUCAAGCAUGAUCCUGACCAGGUGAAAAUUGAUUCGAUCAGUGUUCCUGUCCAAAAACAACGAGGACCAAAUGGCGUAGAAAACAGGAACCUUCCAGUGGUCAUGCCACACGACUUGGUUGACUUGUUGCCCCACAUUGAUGAGUCUGAAAUCAAGCACUAUUGGGAUCACCUCUCAAAGGUCAACAGCCCCCUUGCCAAGAUCAGCCCCGAGAAGAACCACUACCCCCUCUGGAUAUGGGGAGACGAAGCACAGUAUCGUGAAAAUGGUGACGAAAUCAUGCUGAUUUGCAUUGGAGCUGUGUUAGACAACCGGAAACAUAGCAUCGAAUCAUGCUAUCCACUGAGCAUCUGUCGUUCCGAAUUGAAAGCUGGGUUUCCAACCGUGCGUGGAAUCCUGGAAGCUGUAGUUGCAUCCUUGACAUCCUUGUAUGAGGAUGGAGCAUCUGUGCCUGGUGGUCAGCAUGUGCAUUUUGCGGUCACUGAAAUCAGGGGUGACUGGAAGUGGCAGGCCGGCCUGAGCCGCAAACAGGACGUGGAAACACUCACCUUCUUAGGCCCCUUACUUCAACUCCCAGCUUUUCAAGUUGAGAUGAUUCGAUGGGAUGGUAUGCACACCAUCAACCUGGGGGCUGAUCUGUGGGUGAUUGCCAGUGUCAUCAAGAAGUUGUUCGAAUACGAUUUGUUUGGAGGGACAGAUAUGGAUGAAGGGGAUCGCUUGCUGAUAGCAUAUGAUGAUUUCCGGACUUGGGCUAGAACCAACAAAGUUCAGCAUUCGGUGCCCAAGUUCCGCCCCUGGCGCUUUAGAAGCAAACAGCAUCCCUGGCCAGAAUUGCAAAGCAAGGCCUACAAUGCUCGAGUGAUGCUGGCAUGGCUCUGUGAGGUGGUUGUGGGUUUAGCGAACGGUGUGUACCAGGAUGAUGAAUGGAUUCCUCUUCUUGCAUCUUGUACGUGGCACUUGGCUGAGUGGCAUCGAAAUACUGAGCUUUUGGGUCGAUAUCUCACCCCAGAGAAUGCGUUGCAGUUGCAGCGACACUGUGAUGGGUGCUUGGUGUACUACCUGUCCCUGGCUGACAAGGCCGUCAGGGCGAAUGAGCUGCUGUUUCCCAUUCGACCCAAACUGCAUGCAUACCAGGAGCUUGCCUUUAUCCAAGUUCAAGACUGUCUCAACCAUCGCUUCUUUCAAGGGUACAAACCUGAAGAUUUUAUAGGACGUUUGGCGGUGGUUGCUGCUUCGGCCAACAAUUCUGCAGUUGAGUUCAUAGCCUUGAAGCGAUUCUAUGUUGGGCCCCUUCGCAUUUCAAUGGCAUUGUUUCUCCCACAAAUAUGGGUAUGA